GGCAUGGUCUAAGACUAGAAGGGUACUAAAACCUCCCUCCCUUAUCCACACCCCCUUCCCAAUGUAUUCGCAGCCUUUGCACUGCCUAUGCCCAGGGGGAAGGUUAUAGUCAAGCAUAUUGGGGCAAUGUUACUCAAGUGUGAAUUUAAGAAUCUUGUUUGCAUUCAUUACAAACCCAUUAAAAACUGGCUGGCUCAGACUUGCACAGGAAUAGUCUGAAGGUACAACAGACUCUCAUCUCUUUGCUGCCUCUGGAACAGAGAAGCUGACUGGGGAUUGGUGCCUGGGUCUGGGACAGGUGAAGGAUUCCCUGUAUUUAUAUAUUUAUUAAUUUUUUUAAAAAAACUUCUCUCAGCCCAACCUCUUUCCAUGAACUAAAUUACCCACGUAUUGGCUUGGAUUUUGAUUUCCCUUUCUGAGGUGUGUGGAUUUAAAUGGCUGAAGAUAAAACCUUUCGCUAUGGGCUCAUCGUCCUGGGCUUCUUUCUGGUGAUGAUUGGCAUGUUCAUCAUGAGUGUGGACAAGCCCCAGAUCUACAUCACCUUCUGUACUCUGGGGGUCUUGGUCAUAGCAGCAGGGAUUUCUUGGAGCAUGUGCCAGUGCUACCCAAAGAUCAGAGUUGUUUCUGUUGACACAGAGUCUGAGACGUUCCUUGCAAAGAAUCCUGCUGCUUCAUCUGUUGGAAAUGAGAUUCCAGAAAAAAACAGUUUCCAAACUUCGUACACCAUUCAGAAAGAAGCUGAAGUCUAUGAAAAAAGCCUGCCAUCCUAUGAGGAGGUCCAAAUGAAAGUGGCAGGUGCUGCAGAAUGUUUGGGAGUUCAGACUGCUUCAAACCUACCAGCCAUGCCAGGAGGAAGUACCCAGAUUGUUGUACAGGCCAAAGCAGAAGUCCACAGGGAUUCAGACAGCAAUGGAGAUAUUCACAGGGACUCAGAAUCCCAGAAGAAUCCCACAAGGUUGUAUCACCAACCUGAGGUGCUGCACAGGCAGGCACCAUUAGCUUCUUUCCUAGAGGACAUGGACACAUCUUCAGUGGAAUCAACUUCCAACAGCCCACUUAUACAAAGGUACAAAGAUACCUCAAACCUCUGCACGUCACCAGAAAGUCAGCUGAGAUUUAAACUUCCAUCAUAUGAAGAUUUUGCUUUGAUUGAUUCCCUCAUAGGGGACAGUCAGGGUCAGAGCAUUGAAAAGACAGUGGAACCAUGCAAAAAUUAUCAAUCAUUUCCUGCAAUAGCAAGAGAUGGGGCAUUGCCUAUAGAUUUGGGGUCUGGGCUGCUGGAAUCCAAAGUGGAAGAGAGUGAUUUGUACUAUGGAAUAUAUGAAUGAUCAGAAGAUAUCCUCAUAUCUGUUGAUGCUGUCUUUGAGCAAAAAGACUCACUAAGUGCUAAAAUAGGAAAAUGUGAGAACUAGAGACGAGCCUAAAAAUGUUAAUGGGAGUCAAAGAACACUGGGGGAAAAGCUCAGCCAAUCAGUACAACAGGAGCUGAUCUUCAUUUUUAAACUAAGGAGGUAGGAGUGCAUUUUUCUUGUAUUCUGGA
This is a messenger RNA of Heteronotia binoei (common prickly gecko), 1540 nucleotides long. RefSeq names its product barttin CLCNK type accessory subunit beta (gene BSND). Gene Ontology annotation, cellular component: basolateral plasma membrane. NCBI's taxonomy places the organism in Eukaryota, Metazoa, Chordata, Lepidosauria, Squamata, Gekkonidae. The coding region runs from base 435 to 1328 and encodes 297 amino acids. Gene Ontology annotation, biological process: chloride transport. The transcript has 4 exons. Gene Ontology annotation, molecular function: chloride channel regulator activity. The record is from RefSeq and is a predicted model, not a curated record.